AUGAAUUUACUUUGAUUUACCUGUUUGAUAAAGUUUCUAUCAAAGCUACAUUAUGCGGGUGUAUCUGACGAGUAUAGUUAUUAGUGUAUUUAUUCUGUUAGCGGCAGCAAAUGAUGAAUUUAAAGAAGAAAUAUUCUUGAAACCUCUUCCACCGACACAUCUUUACUCUUUUUUUCAGUUUAUUACCCUAGUAAAUAAUGAAAAUUCAUUUAAACACGCCCAUUUGGCACCAAGAUCACUGAGUGAAGUGAUUUCCAGAUUUCAUGUAGAGGAACUACAUUUGACUCUGACCGAGGGUCAGUGGAGGCAUGACAAGUGGGGCUACCCGGUGCUGGAUGCGGCCCCAGGGGCUGAAUUGUAUGCCUGGUUCUCAGAGGAUGUAGAGGACGUCGAUAUACAGUGGAGGCAGCUCAGUGCCACACUCUCUGGCCUUUUCUGUGCCUCCCUCAACUUCAUAGAUGGCUUCAACACCAUCACUCCACGCAUGGCACUGUGGCCUUCUGGUGCAUUCAAACAAAACCAAAAUGUCACUUCACAACUAAGAUAUGCAUCACUACCAAGAGAAAUAGUGUGCACAGAAAACCUAACUCCUUGGAAGAAACUUCUGCCCUGUGAAUCCAUCAGAGGAUUUUCAUCACUACUCAACUCCAGAAUGAUCCACAACACCAACUACCACUCAAUAGGAGUACAUUUCAGGAGGAUGUGCUCUAAUAAAGAGUGUUCACAGACUCACUUGGAAGUGAAACAAACAGUCAGUCUAGUCUAUGAUUACAAGAUUUUGAAGAGUGUGGACUGGUCACUGAGGAAGCUCUUUGGUCAAGGUUUACCAGGAGGAUGCCCACUAGCAUCAUCUAGUCAGAUAUAUGUAGACAUCACCUCUAACGAUACCCAACCAUUCAAGUUGACUCCACAACCUGAUAAAAUCAUAACCUCGCAACGCGGAGGGAGUGACACAAAGCUGGCCGUGUACAACAUCAAACCUGAUGGAAUAAUGAUGAAUUUAGCUGCCAAAUAUGGGAACACAGAUAAAAUAAUAGUGCCGCAACCACCUCCAUUGCACUUCAAUAGAUAUGUGCUUGGAUAUGGAAAAGAAUUUGGUGGUAUUGUCACUGAGGUGACCAAUAAUUACCGGUCUCCAAUAAACAUUGUGCUGUUAGAGAAUGCGCCCUGGUGGCUGCCAAUACAGCUGAGCACAUUGAGGAUAAAUGGUGAAGCUGAGAGUAAACUAGUGCUGUCACAGUUCUUUUCUCCGGGCCGGUGUCGACAGAAGCCAUACCACUUGGAGCUGCUUCUGAGGCUACCUGCAAGGUCCACUACCACCAUCACUAUGGACUUUGAAUUUGUAUUCUUGAAAUGGCAGGAAUACCCUCCAGAUGCCAACCAUGGGUUCUACAUUGGAUCAGCAUUGAUCUCAGUCAACUUACCAACAGCCAGGAAUUACACUAGUCUACCUCUGACUGGCAGCACUUAUGACUCUGUAGUCAAUGCUUCACAACCUUGGUACCCUGCAGUGUUCCGUACGAAUGGCGCCAUGGUGUCGCUCCCCACUCCGGACUUCAGUAUGCCGUACAACGUCAUCUGCCUCGCCUGCACGGUGGUCGCCCUGGCCUUCGGGCCUCUCCACAACAUAUGCACCAAAGAACUAGGCCUCAAACCCACAGCCAAGAAACUGACGUGGAAGCAAAGACUGCUUGGCAUUUUCAAGAAGAAGCAAGACUAAGCUAUUGCAGUAUUAUUUGUGUUUUAGACUGAUUCAUGUACAAAUACUUAAGUCUUGUUUGUAUUUAAUUAUGCCACAUUAUUGCAUUUAGGAGAUCUACAGGCAUUCCAAACCCAUUUUAUAAUACCAACUAUUAUUAUGUUAGCAUUAGCAAUAACGAUGAUAAAUCCUUCUUUAAGAGCACCCAGAACAAUGUAGGUUAGGAGUCUGUUAAAGUGAUAAAUUAAAUUCAUAAAUGGCAUACAUACCAUUACCACCAAAUAAAAGUUUUGUUAAUUUUA
This is a messenger RNA of Plutella xylostella (diamondback moth), 2001 nucleotides long. RefSeq names its product phosphatidylinositol glycan anchor biosynthesis class T (gene PIG-T). Lineage: Eukaryota; Metazoa; Arthropoda; Insecta; Lepidoptera; Plutellidae. The record is from RefSeq and is a predicted model, not a curated record. Gene Ontology annotation, cellular component: GPI-anchor transamidase complex. Gene Ontology annotation, biological process: attachment of GPI anchor to protein.